This is a messenger RNA of Spathaspora passalidarum NRRL Y-27907, 939 nucleotides long. RefSeq names its product Csm3p (gene CSM3). Gene Ontology annotation, cellular component: nucleus; replication fork protection complex. Gene Ontology annotation, molecular function: DNA binding. Gene Ontology annotation, biological process: DNA replication checkpoint signaling; replication fork arrest; DNA damage response. The record is from RefSeq and is a predicted model, not a curated record. NCBI's taxonomy places the organism in Eukaryota, Fungi, Ascomycota, Pichiomycetes, Serinales, Debaryomycetaceae. The transcript has a single exon. The coding region runs from base 5 to 874 and encodes 289 amino acids.
AACCAUGGAACAAGAUAGGAAUGCUGUUGCGGCAGCAAACGAUGCAGAAGACGUACUUGGUCUCGAUCAACCACUUAAACUCAAGAAACGGGCAAAGAUAGCCCGGAUAGACAAUCAAAGGAUCUUCAGCAGUCAUGGAAUACCCUAUAUUGUAAAGAACCAUUCCCAACUAAGCAGAACAAUCCUGCGCAAUGACCGUCAUUUCAUGAAGAAAUACCCAUUAGCGAGUAAAAGUCAGAAAUUGGAUCACGAAUAUAACAAUCUUGUUUCAGUGUUGCAGUUUUACCAACUAUGGUGUCACGGUCUAUUCCCCAAGGCUAACUUUAGAGAUUGUAUUCAGCUUAUUCGAGGUUUAGGAGGCAAGAGUCCUCAGUUAAAGCUUUAUAGACGACAGUUGAUGGAGGCGGAAUUGAAUAAGUUGAGGGUCGAAAAGGGCAUUAUCGAUAAUGUUCCUGAGGAUAUAGACGUGGAUGCUUCUUUGUCUGAAGUGAACCAGCCCGUUGAUGCUAGUGCUACUGGAGAAACUAGCGUGCAAGCCAAUGUGGGUGAUGAAGAUGAUGAUUGGGAUUUCAUGAAUGUGGCUGCUCCUCGAAACAGGUUAUUUGUGGGUGAUGAUGAUGACGACGACGAUGACGACUUGUAUCAGGUUCCUGAACACCCAGUGGAGACCAGAGAUAAGAUCGUGGAGCAAGCUAAUAAUUCUAAAGACACAUCUAAAGAAACAGAUGAAUUAGACGACCCAUUCAGUGACGAUGAAGAUCUCGAACUUGUUGCUGCUCAAUUGACCCAAGCUCCACAAGAAAGCGAACACCCAGAACCACCGUUUGAAGACGAUGAAAACGAUCUAGAGUUGAUGAGAGAAUUUGGAAUGUGAACUAAGCAGUAAUAUAAAUCUUCCUAUACAUACUUGCAUGAUUAAAUAUAUUUGACACCACAUCA